Molecule: messenger RNA, 3222 nt
Organism: Stylonychia lemnae
Lineage: Eukaryota; Ciliophora; Spirotrichea; Sporadotrichida; Oxytrichidae
Source: the annotation of a GenBank genome assembly
AUGUCAGUUGAAUUCGGAAUAACAAGCAAUGUGAAGCUCUUGAAAGUUGAAAAAGCCAAAGAAUUUGAAUCAUUUAGAAAUCUACCUAAAUUUACUCAUGUACCAAUGGCAGUUAUUCACCCAUCACCUAGAAAAAAGAGAUAACCCUAGAAAUCUCCAACGCCAAAUCUUACAGUUUCUGGAAAUCCAACAAAGCUUUUGGCAAAACGUUAUGAGCCUAAAUAAUUCCCUGAUCAUUUGAUGAGAGCACCAAUGGAUAUUAGCUUUACAAGCUCUGUCUCACCAAAGAGGCAUAAAUCAUAAAGUGCAGGAUUUGGCUCAUCUACUGGAAGCAAAAAAUCUUUGAAAUAAGCCAAAAACGCAAAAGAAAUAGCAAGGAAAAUGGAAAGUGAAGGAAAAAGAGUAAAGAGAGCAGAUGAUAAUAAAAAGGUAUUCUUUGGGGAACUUAAGAAAAUACUUGAGUCUAAGAGUGAUGAUGAAUAAUUUCUUCCCCCUUAGAUUAAUACUACUAUCAAAGAAGCAAAAUAAGCUGUGAAAGAUAAGAAAUUAAUUAAGCAUCUAUAUUCUUAGGUUAGCUAAUCUCGUUUUUCUGAUAUGAGAUUAUCAAAAUAUGAAUUCCUUGGGCUAGUAAAAGUAUUUUGCAAAGAGAUGGGAGAAAAUGAUAUGAAUGAUGUUUUCCUCUCAUUCUGCAAAAGACUUGAAUAGCAUUCUAAUAAGGAUGACAAAGAAAAAGAAGACACAUUAAAAAGCUCUCUGACUAAAACUAAACUUAAUCUAAAUAACCUGAAGAAUGGCUAAAAAUCCCAAAAAGCACCAGCUGCAGAUUCAACCCUAGUGGACAUCAAAGAUCUUAAAUUAGAUUUAGGAAUUGUUGAUCAUGCCUUUGACAAAUGGUAUAAAGAGGAAGAGUCACUUUCUGGCGUUUUAAAUAUGAAAGUUAUUAAACAAAGAAAUGCUGACCUGAGAGUAAAACUCGAUGUUUGGAGAAAGAGAGCUGAUGAAAGAAAGCGUUAAGCAAAAAGAAUAUUUGAGCAUGGAAAGAAAAUUAGAGCAGGUUUUGAAAAAUAUUAAGAUGAUUUUAAUAUUGAAAAGGAAAAGGUCAUCAGUUGUGCAAUUGACUACAAUUAAUUUUGUGAAUUAAAGGAUCGUGUUGAAAAAGAGGAAAAGAUAAUAAAUAAUUUCUUAUGCUAACUUCCUGAAAGCUCCUAAAUCCUUGAGAUUAAAGACCUCGAAAGAAUAUUAGAUAAUGAAACCAGAUCUAAUAAAGUAACUAUAAAUCUACUCAGAGAUUUUGCCUAGAUAGUAAAAACUGAAUGUGUUCUUAAUCAAUAUUUCUUCUCGUUCUUUGAUAUCCCAGAUUUAAUUGUCAAGAAAAAAUACCAAAGAAAAGAAUAUGAUCAAAUCAUUAAAAUUCUAACAAAAGUCAAGAAAACCUAUUUAGGCUAAAAAUCUUUGAUAGUAAAAGACAAGCCAAUUGAUUAAUUAGAAAUAACGGAUGAGGAUUUAGUGCCUCUUGAAAUAUUUGAUUAAGUAAUUGCUUAAUAGGAGAACAAAUGCGAUGAAAAGAAGCAAUAUUUAGUUUCACUAAUCUAUAAAAUGAGAUAGGCGGCAGUAUAGAAAAUCAAGUCACUUGGAGUAGAUACUGAUAAAACAAAGAAGAUAGUAGAAAACUCAACUUUUAUUACUACUCUUAAUCACUAACUUGAAAAUACUCAUCAAGAAAUUUUUACCUAUAAUUACAAACACUAAUUGAUAUAUCUUCACUUUGUGGUCUAGUAACAUAUAUUCAAAGCAGCAAGAGAAUUUGAGUAUUAGUACAUAGAGUGUCUGAAAGUGGAUAGAUCAGACAAUAAAUUCAAUAAAGAAUGGAAAGAUCGUCUUACAAAAGAAAUGAUGAAGUUUAAUGGGAAAAUUGCAGCAAUUGGUGAUGAAAAUUCAGUUUCAGAUGCAACAUCUGAGGGUAAAAGAAGUCAAAAAACGAUGAACGCUAUAUAAAAUAGCAACUCUAGCAAGCCAAAAAGUGCAAUGAAGCAAUAAUAAUCAUUUAUGAAUCAGUAGUAAUAGUAAAAUAUUAGAUUCUAAGAUUAGCAAAAGCAGGUAAUUUAGCCAUUUGUAGCCUAAAAUCAAAGACAAUCAUCUGGAGGUAAUCUUUUAGCUAGAGAUGAUGAAAUGGAUGAUGUAAUAUAAAGACUUAAUCCUGGAGUACCUAAAAGAAGAGAUUCAACUGAUAGUCUAAAUUUUAGAGACAGUGAAUUUGAUCCAAUGAAUUUCAAGAGAGCAUAGACCACAGUCUCAGGAGAUAUUAAAUCUUACAAUGAAUACAGCGGCAUAAUUUAGCCAAUUGCUGUUGAUCAAAUGAGAGAAAUCGGUAAAGGCUUAGGUUAAUAUCCUAAUGAUGCCCAUAAUCAAUUCAUUGAUGAGGAAGAGUAGGCUGACGAAAAGCGAAGAUAGGAAGAGGAAAAGAAAAAGGCAUAAGAAUCUCCAUAUAAGGAAUACUUCAGAGACACAACUGGGAAUAUCUUUGACCCUAACAAGAAAUUUGGUAUAAUUUAGGAUAACUCAUUGAUUUACGACAAUGUGACGUCGAGUUAUCCAUUAAAUUUGCCUACCGAUUAUUAUCAAAAAUACAUUCAAAGUACUCUUCCAGCCAAAGAUGCAGGAAAGUGGUUUAUUAGACCUCAUCAUUUAGAAACUUUGACAGAGCAUCCUCAAUCAGUAAAAGAUGAUGUAUUAAAUACAAGGUAUUACUCCCACUAUAACUAGAAAUAUGGGAAGAAGGAAGAAAGAAAUGAAGCUGAAGAAGCAAUUAAAACAAUUGAGUUGCAUUUAGAAAAGUUAAAGCACGAGAGAUACUUACUAGCAAUGCAAAAAGGAACAGUAUAAAAAGAGGAAGAAACACUUGAUGAUCUAAGAGAUAGAUUAAGACGCCAAGCUUAGGAAGAAUAUGAAAGAUUUUUACACGACAAAACUAGACUUGACCAGAAAGGACUCAUAAUAGAAGCAUACGAAGGAGUUCUUUACGAAAGAAGAAGAUUAGAGAAGGAUCUUUUAAACAGCAAGAGAUUUAGAGAGUUUGAGAAAAAUAGACCCCCAUAGGACAGAUGGUAUGAGUUAAAGUCAACAGAAUUUUCAAAGGAACUGUAUAGAAAUAGAAUGGCUCUUAAGCCCAACGACGCUAAUAGAGUCUAUCUUCAAACAUUGCAAGAUACUUAUCUCUAUUGA